AUGCCGCUAGGUUGGCUACGGGACAGCUUCCUCGGACAAGUUUUGCGCCAGCUGUGCAAGCCCUCAUGGCUGAGGUACAAUGAAGAGAGUCUUGACUAUUGGCAAGGAAAACUUCAUCAUGAGAGCGAAAAGGCGAUACCAGUCGAGUGGUACUCGGAAAAUGACGAAGAUAACCCUCAAAACUGGUCCCAGCCAAAGAAAGCCUUUGUUCUUUUUACUAUUGGCAUCUACAGCUUUGUGGUCUACAUGGCAGCGCCCAUCUACACCCCGAGCGAGAAUGCUUUCAUUGAGGAAUUCGGCGUGAAUAAUGCAGAGGCAUCGCUUGGACUUGCUCUCUAUGUAUUGGGAUAUGGAGCCGGUCCUCUCUUCUUCAGCCCGUUGAGUGAGAUCCCGCGUAUCGGCCGCAGUCUUCCUUACGCCGUCUCCUUCAUACUAUUCUGCAUCAUCAGCAUUCCUACGGCAUUAGCACCCACUGCAAUCGGGUUCUACUUCCUUCGAUUCCUACAAGGCUUCUUCGGCAGUCCUUGCUUGGCCACCGGUGGCGCCUCAAUCGCAGAUGUCUACUCCUCGAACAUGCUUCCCCACGCAAUGACAACCUGGGUACUCUGCGUUUUCAGCGCACCGGCAAUAGGUGUGCUGGUAUCUGGAUUCGCAAUCCCAGUGCUUGGCUGGCGUUUCUCGAUGUGGGAGAUUCUGAUAGCCGCGGGUCCAAUUCUUGUCCUUCUCCUCUUGCUGCCCGAGACCAACCCCGAUACGAUCUUACAUCGGCGUGCCCGAUGCUUGGAAGAGCAUGACUCUGACAAGUCUCAUGUCUAUCAGACUGCUGCCGACGUUUCCCAUGCUGGAAUAUCUUUUCAAGAAGUCAUUCGGGAGUCGCUGCUCAUUCCUUCGAGGAUCACUUUCCUGGACCCGGCAAUCUUGUUUCUGAACAUGUAUACGUCUUUGACCUAUGGCAUCUACUACUCGUUUUUUGAGGCAUUUCCGAUUGUUUAUCAAAGAAUGUACGGGUUCAACCUAGGAGAGAUGGGCCUGGCGUUUCUCGCGAUUGUUGUCGGGUCAAUCAUAUCAUUCGCGGUGUACAAUCUCUACAUCCACAAGAUCUUUCUCCCCAAAGCCAAGGCCGGUGCGGUUCAGAAACCAGAAGAUGUUCUGGUCCCUGCUCUGUAUGCGUGCUUUGGCCCGGCGAUUGGGCUGUUUCUUUUCGGCUGGGCUGCAACUCCAAAGGUGCAUUGGAUCGUGCCAACGAUCGGUAUCGUCAUUUACCCCGGCUGUGUGUUCAUUUUGAUGCAAUCCAUCUUCCUCUAUAUCCCGGCAUGCUACCCUCAAUAUGCCGCCAGUGUUUUUGCAGCAACCGAUUUCACCCGAAGUGCCUUUGCUUGCGGUGCUGUUGUCUUUUCUCGACCACUUUACGAGAAUCUUGGAGUUGGUCGUGGAUGCAGUUUGUUGGCGGGUCUGACGAUUGGCUGCGUGAUUGGGAUCUACUUGCUAUAUAAUUUUGGAGAGAGAUUGAGGAAGAAGUCUAAAUUUGUAUCUAAGUGGUGA
Molecule: messenger RNA, 1542 nt
Organism: Penicillium olsonii
Lineage: Eukaryota; Fungi; Ascomycota; Eurotiomycetes; Eurotiales; Aspergillaceae
Source: the annotation of a GenBank genome assembly